This is a messenger RNA of Diaporthe citri, 3255 nucleotides long. RefSeq lists its product as uncharacterized. The coding region runs from base 1 to 3255 and encodes 1084 amino acids. The record is from RefSeq and is a predicted model, not a curated record. Gene Ontology annotation, biological process: RNA 3'-end processing. The transcript has a single exon. Gene Ontology annotation, molecular function: RNA uridylyltransferase activity. Lineage: Eukaryota; Fungi; Ascomycota; Sordariomycetes; Diaporthales; Diaporthaceae.
AUGGCCGCCAUGCAAGGCUCGAGCCAACAAGACAAUGUGCCGCUUGAGACCCGCAUGCGCAACCUCAUCCUAAACAACUCGAGCCAGGCUCAGGCUCAGAGUGCGGCUGCCGACGUCCCACGAUCGUCCUCACAGCCCUUGAUCCCUUCCGUCACGGAUUCAUCCGCAAGCGGCCCUAAAGAGGACACCCAAGGACAGCCCAAACCAACACAGAAGCCCAAUCGCAAGCGCAUGAAUCAGGCCCAACGACGCCAGAUGUCGUCUCAGCUGUCGGUUGAUAUUGACCCUCGCGCCACCGGGCCGCAACCCAGCCAUUCUCGUGGGCAGUCGGCUGGGAACUUUCAACGCCAUAAUAACAUCAACCAGCAGGGCCGGAACCAUCGCUCUCAGUCUGCGGCAUUUCAGUCCCCGUAUGUAAACGCCAGUCACACGAGACACCAACCCUCACCGUCGCUUCCGGCUUUCGCGCCUCAGCCUACCCUUUUUGACUGGAGACAACCUGGCGGAGCUUCGAAUGGCUUCAACGGGGCCCAGCCCGCUUUCUCACGCCCUAACCACGCCUCCAGGAACUCAACCAAUCAGUUUGGCUCAUCCUACAGCGCUCGACCUUACUUCCCUCGGGCGGAGGAUCUUGGGCCUCAGGUCGCCCUGUUGGAACAGCUGUCUGGGGAUAUUCUCGCCAACGCCGAGAUAGCACUUGAGCAAAUCCGGGAGAAGGAGAACUUCCGUGUGCUCAUCGAGGAUGCUUGCCGUGUCGCAAUAGACAGGCACGAGAAGAUCGUCAACGGUCAGGCUAACUUUCCCCCCAUGUCAGUUCAGCUGCGAUGUUUCGGCAGCUUAUCAUCUGGGUUUGCUACCAAGUCUUCGGACAUGGACCUCGGUCUCCUCUCACCGUGCUCGCAAACCCAGCCAGACAAUCCUGAAUCCCAAAUCCCUCGGAUUAUCGAGAAGACAUUUCUUGAAAUGGGCCUAGGCGCCCGUCUUUUAAGUAAGACCAGAGUUCCCAUCAUCAAAGUCUGUCAGAAGCCCACAGAAAAGCUCUACUCGGAUCUUCUGGAGGAACGUGAGAAGUGGGAGAAGGGAGUUGUGGAGGAUCACGAAUUGGAAGAUGAGGAAGUAGAGCACAGACUGGCUCCGAAUCCUGACGGACAGAGUCACCAGACUGGAAAGGCCAGCGCCGAUGACCAUGCUCCGAUGGCUGAUAACAGCAAAAUCAACAGCAACACUGCUACUACCAGCAAUGAUGAGCACGGCAUCGAUCAGUACCAACCGCUGCUUGACGACCUGAAGCAGGGUGCCAAGUCUCUGCCCAAUUAUUAUGGCGCCGCGAAGAAGACUUUGCGGAAAUUGGGCGGCAAAGAUAUCACCAAUUCCACGGCAGCGAAUUUCGGUGAGGAGGAUUUUCGUAUCCUCAACGAUGUGUGCAAGGCAUUCGUUCACGGUCUGGCGGACGACACUUUGAGAACUCGCCUCGAGGGCUAUACAUCUCUUGCUUUUGAUGAACAAGCUGCUGUGCCAAACAAUCGUUCCAUCUUUGGAGUGAUGGCGCAGAUUGAAGGAGAAAAACUUGUCAUGGCAUGUGAGUCUCGCACAAUUUUGGAGAGAAAUGACCACUUUGAGCAUCUGGCAAGGAACCGCGUUGUUCACUGGAAGGAGCUGCAAAACAGGCCAAAUUUCGGCUUAGACCCCCUCGGUUACAACAAGGACUUACUAUCAGCGACCGAGUAUCUGAAAAAGAUACCUUCGAUUAGUCUGCUGCUUCUUGAGCAAGGACAGUACGAGUCUGCCGCCUCUUACCAUAACAGGACUCUCAGGCUCUUGACGGACUUGGGCGGCAAUGAUCUGCCAUCCACUCAGUCACCAGUUCUGCCUAUCAUUUUGAGGCAGUACAGUCACGGCAUCUAUGAUUUCGGCAUUCGAGCACAAGUCUCAGACUGGUUGAAAUUCAACCCUUCAACGACCCUGAGAGCCCUCGCAAGACGACACAAAUCCCUGCAGCUGGCCCGAGAAUUCGAAAGAGCCUUGGAAAAGGGAUUGUACUCCACUGAAGUCGCCAAAGACAUCCAGGUCUAUAUUGGACUACUUCGGGGUCCGAUGACACGCAAUGCCCCGGAAGAUGUCCAUUAUGACUCCAUCUUGUCGAUAGCACCAGAGCAAUGGGCACUCGUAGCACGGAUGCGCGAAAUCCCAGACCCAUCCCGUAUGUCACCAAACCUGCCUCGAGACCCGUACAGGGACAAGCUUGAAUUCCCAAAUUCAGGUAUUGGCGUUCAAUGUGACAUCAACUUCUCUGCCCAGCUCGCCAUCCACAACACGCACCUGCUCCGCUGCUAUUCUCUUACGGAUCCUCGUGUCAGACCACUCGUUCUGUUCGUCAAACACUGGGCCAAGGUUAGAGGAAUCAACACGUCUUACCGUGGCACACUCUCCAGUUAUGGGUAUGUACUCAUGGUGCUUCACUACUUGAUCAAUGUUGCUCAGCCGUCCGUAUGCCCGAAUCUUCAAGUGAUGGCCCCGCCGGUGGACCCGCAUCUCCGUCCCGAACAAGUCGAGAACAUGACUAUCUGUCAAGGCAGAUACGUUUGGUUCUGGAAAAAUGAGGACGAGAUAAAAGCCGCAGCCAAACAGGGCGGCUUGACACAAAACAGAGAUUCCAUCGGUCACCUUCUCCGCGGGUUCUUCGAAUAUUACGCUCAGGGCAACAUGAUGAGCACGGGACAUAUGCGAGGUUUUGACUGGGGCAGGGACGUGAUCAGCCUUCGAACACCUGGCGGGAUUCUUAGCAAGCAGACUAAAGGUUGGACUGGUGCCAAGACAGUUCUUGAAGUUCAGUCAGCAGACAAGCCUCCAGCUGUCGAACCAGAUAUGCCCCAGGCGAAUCCCGCCCCUGAACCCCAAGUGCAAAGCGGCAGCAGUUUGACCGCAAUACCACAGUUGCAACAAUCUCAAGAUCCGGCCGCAGCGCCCAGGGCGCCUCAGGACCGGAGCAAGCACGAAGUGAAGGAGGUCCGCCAUCGCUACCUGUUCGCCAUCGAGGACCCAUUUGAGUUGGACCACAACGUCGCCCGCACCGUCACUCACAAUGGAAUUGUGUCGAUCCGUGAUGAGUUCCGCAGAGCAUGGCGGAUCAUCAGAAACGCCGGUAAACAUCCAAACCAGGAGAAUCUCCUGCAGGAUGCCUCGCUCGAUGUAAAAGCUGAGCACGCUUCUUUCGCGGAGCUCAUUGAUGAGAUUCACGGACAUCAGUCUGCUUGA